AUGUCCUUCCCGCAGCUGGGCUACCCGCAGUACCUGAGCGCCAGCCAGGCCGUGUACGGCGGCAGCGACCGGCCGGGGGUGCUGGCGGCCGCCGCCGCCGCUGCCGCCGCCGCCGCCGCCGCCUCGGGCCGUCCAGCGGGCGCCGAGCUGAGCAGCGGCUCCACCGCCGCCGUCACCUCGGUGCUGGGCAUGUACGCGGCCGCGGCCGCCGGGCCCUACAGCACGCCCAACUACAGCGCCUUCCUGCCCUACACCGCCGACCUGAGCCUCUUCUCGCAGAUGGGCUCCCAAUAUGAGCUGAAGGACAACCCUGGGGUCCAUCCAGCUACCUUUGCUGCUCACACCACUCCUGGUUAUUAUCCAUAUGGGCAGUUCCAGUAUGGAGACCCAGGGAGGCCCAAGAACGCCACCCGGGAGAGCACCAGCACCCUCAAGGCCUGGUUGAAUGAGCACCGCAAGAACCCCUACCCGACCAAGGGUGAGAAGAUCAUGCUGGCCAUCAUCACCAAGAUGACCCUCACACAGGUCUCCACCUGGUUCGCCAAUGCCAGGAGGAGGCUCAAGAAGGAGAACAAGGUCACUUGGGGAUCGCGGAGCAAGGACCAAGACGAUGGGAACCUCUUUGGGAGUGACAAUGAGGGGGACCCCGAGAAAAAUGAAGAUGAUGAAGAGAUUGACCUGGAGAGUAUUGACAUAGACAAAAUAGAUGAGAAUGAUGGGGAACAGAGUAAUGAGGAGGAGGAGGAGAAGGUUGAUGUCCUAAGACAAAGAAGUGAAGAGGAGCACCUGGAGAAAGAGAAGGCCUUGCCACUGUCGGGCCCUGAAGGACUUAAACCCAAAGAGGCCCUGGCCCUGGUGAAGGAGGCCUCUGACAACCCAACCCGAAUCCUGAGCCCCAGCAGACAAAACAACCUCCAAGGCCCGCUUCACAACAAACCCAAGAUCUGGUCUUUGGCAGAGACAGCGACCAGCCCAGAUGGGGCCCUCAGCAAGCCCACUCCGCCUUCGCCGCCGGCCCAGGUGAACCACACUUCCCCCCAGCUCCAGCACCCAGCGUUCCUUCCUAGCCAUGGACUUUACACCUGCCAGAUUGGCAAGUUUCACAACUGGACAAAUGGGGCAUUCCUCACUCAGAGUUCCUUAUUAAACGUGAGGUCCUUUUUGGGAGUUAAUCACCACCAUGCUGCCCACCACAACCACCACCUUCAGGCCCAGCAGCAGCCCUCGGUGUUAACAGCUCUCAGCACUGAUAAGCCUUCAGAGAGGACCAGCCCCAAACACAUAGAAAGAGAAAAUGUACCAAGGACUGACUCUCCGCCUCAGCAGUUAAAAUCUCCCUUUCAGCCUGUCCGGGACAACUCUUUGACUCAGCAAGAGGGAACAUCGUGAAUUUUAACAACUCUCCCUUCUGCUUGAUUAAAUGGGGUUGUUGGUUUUUGGUUGUUUUUUUUUUGGUGGAAAAGAAAAUUUCACAGACUGGUCUAAAGGACAAAACAAAAAUUUGGAAAUGAUCUAAAUGACUCCCAUCAAUCU
Elgaria multicarinata webbii is the source of this 1533-nucleotide messenger RNA. RefSeq names its product iroquois homeobox 1 (gene IRX1). Gene Ontology annotation, molecular function: RNA polymerase II cis-regulatory region sequence-specific DNA binding; DNA-binding transcription factor activity, RNA polymerase II-specific. The record is from RefSeq and is a predicted model, not a curated record. Gene Ontology annotation, cellular component: nucleus. The coding region runs from base 1 to 1389 and encodes 462 amino acids. Gene Ontology annotation, biological process: neuron differentiation; cell development; regulation of transcription by RNA polymerase II. Lineage: Eukaryota; Metazoa; Chordata; Lepidosauria; Squamata; Anguidae. The transcript is spliced from 4 exons.